This is a messenger RNA of Frieseomelitta varia, 2265 nucleotides long. RefSeq names its product cationic amino acid transporter 2-like. Gene Ontology annotation, molecular function: amino acid transmembrane transporter activity. The record is from RefSeq and is a predicted model, not a curated record. Gene Ontology annotation, biological process: amino acid transport; transmembrane transport. NCBI's taxonomy places the organism in Eukaryota, Metazoa, Arthropoda, Insecta, Hymenoptera, Apidae. Gene Ontology annotation, cellular component: plasma membrane. The transcript has 12 exons. The coding region runs from base 307 to 2151 and encodes 614 amino acids.
ACAAUUCGUUUCACACUAUCUAAUCGACAAGAAAAUCAAUGAAACAAAAGAGCGGUCAGAUGGCGCGAAUUAGUAUCGAUUUAAUAAGCAAAUGAUCGAUAUAAGCAACGCUGGAUAGAUCUAAUCUUACACACGUAUUUACGGCGGCGAAGCAAUUUCGACCAAUUGAAUGAUCUUGUUCGCUCGCACCAUGACGGAUCGUUGAGCCCGAUUUAAAGACAUUAAUUAGCGUUCGUUUAGUUGCGAGCCGAAUGUUCUGCCUGUAGCUGAUCAUUUAUCGCAGUCUCUCGACAUUGGCGAGCAAAAAUGGAUUCUUUUUUCACGGUACUCUGCACGGUGUACGAUAUGAAGAACUGGAAAUUAGCAAAUCUGUACAGAACGUUCAGCCGUAAGAAAGAAGUGAACUUCCCUCAAGACACGGGAUUGGCAAGAUGCCUGUCGACGUUGGACCUCACGGCGCUUGGAAUAGGUUCAACACUCGGCGUGGGUGUGUACGUGCUCGCAGGAUCCGUUUCGAAAACAAUCGCUGGUCCAGCCGUGAUCAUUUCGUUUGCCAUUGCCGCAAUCGCAUCCAUGUUUGCAGGAUUAUGUUACGCGGAAUUUGGCGCCAGAGUGCCACGCGCUGGAUCAGCAUACGUAUACAGCUACGUAACGAUGGGAGAAUUUACAGCGUUUCUGAUCGGUUGGACGCUGAUUCUCGAAUACGUGAUCGGCUCGGCUAGCGUGGUACGAGGAUUGAGCACGUACGUGGAUAACUUGUUCAACAACACCAUGCGAAACGCGUUCGAAACAGCGGCGCCUAUCGAUAUCAGUCAUCUUUCUUCUUAUCCGGACUUCUUUGCUUUUGGGAUCACUCUAAUCUUCUCCGCUGCACUGGCGUUCGGUGCAAAGGAGUCCUCGGUGGCGAACAAUUUCUUCACCUUGGCGAAUCUCUCGGUGGUCCUGUUCGUUAUAAUCGCCGGAUCUCUCAAAGCUGACAUAACCAAUUGGAAAACGAAGCCUACGUGCACUGAUGAGAAGUGUGAUUACGGAACCGGCGGAUUCGCGCCUUAUGGUAUAGCCGGUGUUAUAACGGGAGCAGCAACGUGCUUUUACGGAUUCAUCGGUUUCGAUUGCGUCGCCACUACCGGGGAGGAAGCGAAAGAUCCGCAAAGAUCGAUCCCAAUAGCGAUCGUCGCCUCGCUGACUGUCGUCUUUCUGGCGUAUUUCGGCGUCGCUACAGUCUUAACAACCGUCCUCCCUUACUACGAGCAAGAUCCAGAAACCCCGUUUCCUCAUCUGUUCGAGAGUAUCGGCUGGGAUUGGGCGAAAUGGCUGGUAACCAUAGGUGCAAUUUGUGGUCUGUGCUCCAGUUUGCUGGGCGCGAUGUUUCCCUUGCCACGAAUCAUUUAUGCGAUGGCAUCCGACGGACUGAUAUUCGAGUGGAUGGGAAAAGUCAACUCGCGAUUUCAUACGCCGCUCAUGGGCACCUUUUCGGCGGGAAUUCUCACGGGUGUAUUGGCUGCGAUAUUUGAUUUACAUCAGCUGGUAAAUAUGAUGAGUAUUGGAACAUUGCUCGCAUAUUCGAUCGUCGCAACUUGCGUGCUAAUACUUCGGUAUGAGGAAAGUGAAGCGUAUGAGAAGAAGGGAGAUCGCGAUCCAAGGACCCUGAAGUUCAUUGCAAAACAACUGAUUAACGCUAACGGUUUAAAUCAUUCUACGAAAUUGACGUCUCAGAUUGUUGCCUGUCUCGUCGUAUGUUAUGAUAUUUUAUGCAUUUGCAUCGGCAUUACUAUUUCGAUUUUUAUCGAUGAAAUAACAAGCGGUAAAAUUGCCUUUAUCAUUCUACUAGCAGUUCUGCUACUAGUCCUAAUCGCCACUCUUAUUUUCAUUUAUCUUCAACCGUCUUCUGGGAAGAAGCUUGCAUUCACGGUGCCAUUAGUACCAUUUUUACCCGCCUUCAGUAUUCUUAUUAAUAUAUAUCUUAUGGCGAUGUUGGAUAAAAUGACGUGGAUAAGAUUUUUAAUAUGGAUAGCAGUCGGACUUGGAAUAUAUUUCUGUUACGGCGUUUGGCAUAGUAAAAUGAGGAAAGACAAACGUACGAAAUUAUCUGAAAAUGGUUGUGAUAACGGAGUAACAUGGGAAACCAAUAAUUUUCCCAGAAUUCAAUAAUGUAGCUCAAAGACCAAAUAACGACUUCAGGUCAUCAAGCGUAAGCUUUGAGACAGCAGAGUUUUUAUCUCCGCUGAGAACAUGUUGAGCUAUUUCCAUUUUUUUUUCCUGCAA